Molecule: messenger RNA, 498 nt
Organism: Onychostruthus taczanowskii (white-rumped snowfinch)
Lineage: Eukaryota; Metazoa; Chordata; Aves; Passeriformes; Passeridae
Product: 4F2 cell-surface antigen heavy chain-like
Exons: 1
Coding region: 1-498 (165 amino acids)
Biological process (GO): amino acid transport
Source: RefSeq, a predicted model, not a curated record
AUGGACCCCGAGUCUCCCCCCCGCGAGCUGGAGCUCUCGGCGCUCGAGGCCGAGAAGGAGCCGAUGGCCGCGGCCGAGCCGGGGACCCCCCCCCAGCCCCCCUCUCCCCACCGCGACCCCUCCCCGGCCCCGGAGCAGCGGCAGGGCGGCGAGAAGAACGGCCUGGUGAUGAAGAUCCCCCCCGAGGAGGAGGAGGAGGCGGCUCUGGGGGGCGCGGGGGCCUCGGGGAGCCCCAAAUUCACGGGGCUGGGCAAGGAGGAGCUGCUGAGGGAGGCGGGGACGCCGCUCUGGGCCCGGGCCCGCCUGGUGCUGCUCGUGCUCUUCUGGGGGGGCUGGCUCGGGAUGCUGGGGGCCGCUGCUGCCAUCGUGGCACAAGCCCCCCGAUGCCAGCCCCUGCCCGACAAGGCCUGGUGGGAGCUCGGGGCGCUCUACAGGGCCCCCCCCAAGGCCUUUGGGGGCGAUCUGAAAGGUGAGGAGGGGUCUUGGGGGGUGCCCUGA